This is a messenger RNA of Solea solea (common sole), 2519 nucleotides long. RefSeq names its product histone acetyltransferase KAT7-like. Bases 307 to 2385 code for a protein of 692 amino acids. Gene Ontology annotation, cellular component: nucleus. Gene Ontology annotation, biological process: regulation of DNA-templated transcription. The transcript is spliced from 15 exons. The record is from RefSeq and is a predicted model, not a curated record. Gene Ontology annotation, molecular function: histone acetyltransferase activity; zinc ion binding. Lineage: Eukaryota; Metazoa; Chordata; Actinopteri; Pleuronectiformes; Soleidae.
AGUUAUUGUAUUACUGUGGAAAAUCGCUAACCUUGUCACAUUUCGUUUGAGCGCGAUGAAUUAUCAAAAUUGUAAAUACCUGACGCUAGUCCAACACUCUGUUUCACCCGGAGGCAUUUUCUGAACGCACCCGACAACAUAAACGGUCCUGCGCCCUCCGUACUAGGAAGUGCGGAGAAAUUGAUGUGCCUUUUUAAGCUGAGUUGGCUCCUGUCAAAUCUGUGGAUUUAUUUUUCUUGUUGUUUAUUCCACCCGAGGUCGAUUGCUCACUAAGCACGGAGUAAUAAUACACGCCUCGUCCUUAAAAUGCCCCGGAGAAAGAGGACCGCAGGCAGCAGCUCAGACGGAACCGAGGACUCGGAUUUUUCCGCCGACCUCGAACACGCCGAAGUUCCCGAGAACGCGCACAGACGCAGCAGUACGCGCCUGACCCGCGCGUCACUGCGCCUCAGUCAGAGCUCACAAGAUAACUGCAGUUCUCCAACAGCUGUGGCUCCUGAUGAAGGUCCUGAUUCAGCAGCAGAAGCAGCAGCAGCAGCAUCUGCGGCAGCGGCAGCAGUGGCAGCAUCGGUCUUCUCCUCUGGGCGCAGGAUCACACGCAGCCAACAGGGGGCGACAAACACCACAGCCAAAAGAUACCCACUGCGUCAGAGUAGGUCAUCUGGCUCAGACACUGAGGGUAAUGACCUAAAACAGGGGGAGGACCGGGACGAGACUCCUCCCCGCACUCCAACAGGCAACGCCCCAUCCUCGGAGUCCGACAUUGAGGUUUCCAGCCCAAGCAACGACCUUGUGUCUUCCAGCAAUGAUAUUGUAGUGUCACAGGAGGAGGACGAGAGAUUGGCGAAAGAGCUGUCACUCAAAGAGGCCGCCGCCCACGACCUCUCCCACCGGCCCAAACGACGGCGCUUUCAUGAAAGCUACAACUUCAACAUGAAGUGUCCCACACCUGGCUGCAACUCACUGGGUCAUCUAACAGGGAGACAUGAGAGACAUUUCUCUAUAUCUGGAUGUCCUCUCUACCACAACUUGUCUGUUGAUGAGUGCAAGGGCAAGGCGUCAACGCGCGACAAACAGGCUGAGGAAAGGACGCUGUCACACCGCCAGGACGAGAACAGACAUUCCACAAGAAGCCAGGCUCCAUCAGAUCGUCAACUGCGCUACAAGGAGAAGGUAACUGAGCUGAGGAGGAAGAAGAACUCUAGCCUCAAUAAGGAACAGAAGGACAAGCACAUGGAGCACCGUCAAAGCCAUGGGACGAGCCGGGAGCCACUGCUGGAGAACAUCACCAGUGACUACGACCUUGAGCUGUUCAGGAAAGCGCAGGCACGUGCAUCGGACGACCUUGUAAGAGAGAAAACUCAUCAUCAUCUCCCCCUUUACUCUUUUCUCCCCCCUCUUCUGUUUUGUCCCCUCUUUUCUGCCUUCUCCUUUUCUCAGUUUCAGUCUGAAAAAAAACCUUUUCCCCUGCAGCCAAAGGAGGAGUCUGACAUAUCUUUGGAUAAACUCCGUCUGUCUGGUCAGGUGUCGGAGGGCAGCAACAUGAUAAAGACGAUCCUGUUUGGCCGCUAUGAGCUGGACACCUGGUACCACUCUCCAUAUCCUGAGGAGUACGCCCGCCUGGGGAGGCUCUACAUGUGCGAGUUCUGCCUUAAGUACAUGAAGAGCCAGACCAUUCUGCGUAGGCACAUGGCGAAGUGUGUGUGGAAGCAUCCUCCAGGUGACGAGAUCUACAGAAAAGGGAACAUCUCUGUGUUUGAGGUGGAUGGAAAGAAGAAUAAGAUUUACUGCCAGAACCUGUGUUUGCUGGCCAAACUCUUCCUGGACCACAAGACCCUCUAUUACGAUGUUGAACCUUUCCUCUUCUACGUCAUGACUGAAGCUGACAACACAGGCUGCCACUUAGUCGGAUACUUCUCGAAGGAGAAGAACUCUUUCCUGAACUACAACGUCUCCUGUAUCCUCACUAUGCCACAGUACAUGAGGCAGGGCUAUGGCAAAAUGCUCAUAGACUUCAGUUACCUGCUGUCCAAGGUGGAGGAGAAGGUGGGGUCACCUGAGCGUCCUCUGUCUGACUUGGGCCUCAUCAGCUACCGCAGUUACUGGAAGGAAGUGCUGCUGCGCUACCUGAACAAUUUUCAAGGCAAGGAGAUCUCCAUCAAAGAGAUCAGUCAGGAGACGGCAGUGAACCCUGUGGAUAUUGUCAGCACGCUGCAGUCCCUCCAAAUGCUCAAAUACUGGAAAGGGAAGCACUUGGUGUUAAAGAGACAGUGUAUAUUAUAUAAUUUAUUGAAACAGUUCAAGGCCUGUUGUACUCGAUCCCUAUUGCUCCCCAAUGAUUGGGUUAAUUGGACACUAAAUAAAACACAUCCAGUGUCCUCCUAGUGCCGUCCCAAGCUCAGAUAAAUGGAGAUCAGGGAGGGCAUCUGAUCUAAAAAUGUUCAUCAUUCUUAAUAAAAGGUAAUGGUAAUAACAUUUCAGAUGGGUUACAUACGUCUUCAUUAUAAUAAGCAGCUAAG